GUGGAGCGCUCAGCUGACUUUGGGAACACAUGGAAAGUGUACCGCUACUUCGCCUACAACUGCUCCAAGCUCUUCCCUGGAAUCCCCAGCCACGCCCUGGGGCUUGUGGAUGAGGUGCUGUGUGACCAGCGCUACUCUGAGAUCGAGCCGUCCAGCCAUGGGGAGGUCAUCUUCAAGGUGCUGGACCCCUCCAUCCCCGUAGCAGAUCCCUACAGCCCAGCCAUACAGGACCUGCUUCGUGUCACCAACCUGCGGGUGAACCUCACCAAGCUGCACACGCUGGGGGACAACCU
Molecule: messenger RNA, 293 nt
Organism: Onychostruthus taczanowskii (white-rumped snowfinch)
Lineage: Eukaryota; Metazoa; Chordata; Aves; Passeriformes; Passeridae
Product: laminin subunit beta-1-like
Exons: 3
Biological process (GO): substrate adhesion-dependent cell spreading; basement membrane assembly; cell migration
Cellular component (GO): laminin trimer
Molecular function (GO): extracellular matrix structural constituent; integrin binding
Source: RefSeq, a predicted model, not a curated record